This is a messenger RNA of Pangasianodon hypophthalmus (striped catfish), 3282 nucleotides long. It is a transcript of the gene eya4, whose product is annotated as EYA transcriptional coactivator and phosphatase 4. The record is from RefSeq and is a predicted model, not a curated record. Gene Ontology annotation, molecular function: protein tyrosine phosphatase activity. Gene Ontology annotation, biological process: cell differentiation; positive regulation of DNA repair; negative regulation of extrinsic apoptotic signaling pathway in absence of ligand. The transcript is spliced from 21 exons. Gene Ontology annotation, cellular component: nucleus. Lineage: Eukaryota; Metazoa; Chordata; Actinopteri; Siluriformes; Pangasiidae. The coding region runs from base 846 to 2681 and encodes 611 amino acids.
UGCCCCUCUCCGGUCUGGCUUGGCUGCGAGCCAGCAGUUUCUCGGCGCGCGGCAGCUGGGCGCAUGCGCGUCGUGAGGCGGCUCGGCUACGUUGCUGCGCGAGAGCUCUUUAGAUUUAAUAAUGAAGUAAAGCCCGCGGAGCGCGAGAGCGCCCGAGCUAACUUUAGAGACAUAAACAACAGUAAGCAAAAAGAAAAAAAAAAGGAAAAAAAAUACGACAAAUACGCGUAAGCCUACGCGCGCAAGGGCCCGCGUGUGCGUUUGUGCGUUUGUGCGUGUGCGCUUGUGCGAGCGGGUUUGAGUAUUUGUGUGUAGCUGUUAGGGUUUCUUUCUUUCUUUCCUUCUUUCUUUCUUUCUUCUUUUUGGACAGUUCCGCACCGGUGCGGUAGCUCGGGUGAGUUUGUGGUGAAGUUGUCGUGCAGGAGGUCUCGCGCUGACAGCGGUGCGCGCGCUCUCCGCACAGCCGCCUUUUUGCUCCGCCGCGCUCCCGGUCGCUCGAGCGCGUGAAUAGUUUUGGACGAGCAUGUGAACGGAGUGAACGGAGACGCACCGUUUGGACCGUUUCAGAGAUCUCUGACCUCUCAACUCCGCAGAGUCGCUGGAUCAAAACUUAACAGGGUGGAAGUGAUCAACUGAUGGAGAAUACACAGGAGCUGACCGAGCAGGCGAGUUGCAGAGGAGAAUAAAAAAGAUACAGGGACACCGACAUUAACAGCAAAUGGAAGAAACACGCACACAAAGACAAGGCUAAAAGGUGCUGACAAAUAAUAGAAAAAUCCUCAGAGGUGAAGAAAUCUCUCUCUGAUCCUCCCGCUUCAGACCCUUCUGACAACAGGUCAUUGGAGAUGCAGGAAUUAACCAGCCCUCAGCACACAGUCGCCAGUGGCAGCGAUGGCAGCUCCAAACUGGACAAGAGUCUCCUCACUAACAGCGUCUCCACCAAUGGAACUGGAGGCGAGAACAUGACCGUUCUAAACACGGCUGAUUGGCUGCUGGGCUGCAGCUCUCCGCCCACUGCCCCAAGUACGAAGGACUAUGUAAAGACAGAGCCGCUGAACAGCAGUGAAGCAGUCAGCACAGCAGGAGAUACAGGGCUGGACACUUACACAGGGUCAGUUAUAACCAGCAGUGGAUUCAGUCCUCGACCUGCACAUCAGUACUCACCUCCCCUUUAUCCUUCCAAGCCUUAUCCGCACAUCCUGUCCACACCUGUGGCUCCGCCCAUGUCUCCCUACACUGGCCAGUCCCAGUUCAGCAGCAUGCAGCAGUCUACGGUGUAUACACCAUACUCUCAAACCACACAACCUUACGGCCUCUCCACCUAUGCGGAUUUAGGGGUGAUGUUACCUGGGAUAAAGACAGAAGGGGGGCUGUCCCAGACCCAGUCCACCCUCCAAUCAGGGCUCAGCUACAGCCCAGGAUUCACCACCCCCCAGCCUGGACAGACGGCCUACUCGCCCUAUCAGAUGCCAGCAUCAGGGUUUACAUCCUCCCCUGGCCUCUACACCUCAAACAACUCCGUGUCCAAUCCAGCCAACUUCAGCACACAACAGGAGUAUCCCUCAUAUACAGCAUUCGGGCAGAAUCAGUACGCUCAGUAUUACUCUGCCUCCUCCUAUGGCUCCUAUAUGACAACCAACAGCACACUGGACACCACAGGCUCCACCUCCAGCUAUCAACUGCAAGACCCCACCCCUGUAAUCACAGGACAGGCUCCUGAGAUGCACCCAGGCGAUUUUGAAGCGGGGCAGAGUCCUUCCACACCCAUCAAGGAACUGGACGACCGGACAUGCCGUGGGGGCGGGACUAAAGCCAGGGGGCGUGGAAGGAAGAACAACCCCUCCCCUCCUCCUGAUAGUGAUCUGGAGAGAGUGUUUGUUUGGGAUCUGGAUGAGACCAUCAUUGUCUUCCACUCACUUCUCACUGGAUCUUAUGCACAGAAAUAUGGAAAGGAUGCUCCGAUGGCAGUGACACUGGGUUUGAGAAUGGAAGAGAUGAUCUUUAAUCUUGCAGACACGCAUCUCUUCUUUAAUGACUUAGAGGAAUGUGAUCAGGUGCACAUUGAUGACGUGUCAUCAGAUGAUAAUGGACAGGACCUUAGUACUUACAGUUUUGCCACUGAUGGCUUCCAUGCAGCUGCGACUAGCGCAAGCCUCUGCUUAGCCACAGGCGUCCGGGGCGGAGUGGACUGGAUGAGGAAGCUGGCCUUCCGCUACAGACGAGUGAAGGAGUUGUACUGCACGUAUAAAAACAACGUGGGCGGGCUCUUGGGUCCGGCUAAGAGAGAUGCAUGGCUUCAGCUCAGGGCCGAAGUUGAGGCUCUGACGGAUUCAUGGCUCACCACCGCACUCAAGUCCCUGUCAAUCAUCAGCUCCAGGAGUAACUGUGUUAAUGUCUUGGUGACUACGACACAGUUAAUACCAGCUCUUGCUAAGGUGCUGCUCUACAGCCUGGGCUCGGCUUUUCCUAUCGAAAACAUCUACAGUGCAACUAAAAUAGGAAAAGAGAGUUGCUUUGAGCGAAUAAUACAAAGGUUUGGCAGGAAGGUAGUGUAUGUUGUUAUUGGGGACGGUGUGGAAGAGGAGCAGGCUGCUACCAAGCACAACAUGCCGUUCUGGCGAAUAUCCAGCCACUCGGACCUGCUCGCCCUCCACCAAGCACUGGAAUUCGAGUACCUGUAACGCUCGACAGCUGUAUCAUAGGCCUCUUUUUGUACAACUAUUUAAGAACAACAUUACACUGCAGUCUCCUUUUAUGUUGGUUUGCGUCCUCUGUCUUUUUAAUUAUGAUUUCUCUGGCUUCUGAGAUAACUCUGCACUGUCUUAAAAAGACUCGGUCUGUCUGGAGAAAGGGGCAACAGGGGGAUUUUAACGCUCAAAACGGGCUCAUCAAGCACUCACAAAAGGUCUUACAUUAUAUACACACUGCAUUUCGGUGGGAUCUUCAUUUUUCCGAGACAAACAAAACUGCUUCAAUGUCCUCUCUAUUCAGAGGAGCUUCAACCCCAUAGUGCAGUUUUCCUCUGAUAUAAACCAAUAGAUCUGUACAAUCUAGCAUAGAUUAAUUAAUAACUCAUGUAAAUUAUUUUACAGGAACUCCAUUUAACAUUAAAGACUGUGUUUGCAUUUUUUUUUUUCAUUUGGUCUUUUUGUAAGUUUUUGGCAAAGAAGUAUGUGUAUAAUUUGUCGUGCCUUAUGAACUGUUUUGUGUGGGGUUUUUUUGUUCAUUUUGAAAAUGUAUGUAGAUGAACAACAAAGACUGAAAAUGAAAGAUUGAACACUC